This is a messenger RNA of Aspergillus affinis, 1347 nucleotides long. RefSeq lists its product as uncharacterized. The transcript has a single exon. Bases 1 to 1347 code for a protein of 448 amino acids. Lineage: Eukaryota; Fungi; Ascomycota; Eurotiomycetes; Eurotiales; Aspergillaceae. The record is from RefSeq and is a predicted model, not a curated record.
AUGCUCAAGGCAGAAGUCCAAUCCCGCUUCUUGCCCCAUAGCACUCGAAGAUCUGUCUUCAGCCCUCGAGUGAAUAAGAGGCAUCAUGAUUCAGCCCGGAGAUACUACGAUGAAGCCCUCUGGCACUGUCACAACGCAAGCGCUGAGCAAACAAGCUUAGAAGCACCCGCUUAUCUCGCCACGCGAGUCCUACUAGCUUACUACCAUCACGCGUCAUCAGAUCACCUGAGAUUCCGACUAGCAGUGGGCGAGGCCGUGUUAUUUGCUGUUCUGAAUAGAUCAAAUUUGCUCAACUCUGCCAGUGGGGCCGAUGUACUGCAAAUGUGGUAUCGGAUGUGUACAUCCCACAGACCAGCCAAGCCGCCUGCUUUGGGGUUGGAAGGCGAAGGAGCGACAUCAUCUGGACCGAGGAUUUUGCCGUCCGCGACGGAUCAGCUCUACCUACAUUGUAUCAUUGGUAUGAGUUCCGAUGACCUCAUCUACGAUAUCUUGAUUAAGACCCUGGAAAUCCGAACGAAAUUAGUCCUGUUUCGCUGUGCGGCCAGAGCCUACCAGGUCUCGGAGCAGUCAAGUGAGAUUGGCAGUCUUGCUCAUAAAGUCUGGAAUAAUAUUUCAGGCCGCGAAUGUGAACCAGAUGAGUAUACGGAAGCGCGGGAAGAGUUCAUGCAACGUUCGCAUCUGCUCGGUUUGUUGGAUGUGCAAGAGGACAGAUUGAAGGUCUGGAGAUCAAGACUUGAACCGAAGCAGCUGCCCGCGAUAUCUCCUGUGAGUGCGUUCUCACCAGUCGACUCCGACUCUUCUCUCUCCUUGUGUCCGGUACAGACUUUCCCCACACAUCGGGAUGCCAUGAACGCCCUAUACUCUCUACUCUGCGAACUCAUAUUCGAGGAAUCCAGAGAAACGAAUUCCACCUAUCCAGAGCCCACGAUGUCUAUGGAAAGUGUAGCGAGCACCGUGUGUCAAAUUGCCAGCGGCUUGGACUUCAAUGCAUCCAUUACGUUCGACGUAUAUACAUUCAGCCUAACAGAGGUGCUGCUUCAACUUGUCUUUUCGUGGCAAUCCGAUUCGACUUUUCAGUAUAUUCUGGACUUCUUAUGGCCAGAACUCGAAAGCAAGGGGCGUGGCUACGAGCACUCUCACUAUCCAACUCAUUUGGCGAAGCGCAUCAUAGCCCAACUUGCAGAAUACUGGACAUUAGGUCGAACUAUAACCUUCGCCAAACCCGCCGUUCCCGAAGAUAUCUCGAAAUUGAAGCUUUUAGACAUAAAUCAACCCGUUGACUUGGGUGUUUGUGGGUAUAGCAGGAUUGAUGGAGCAUUUUUUGUGGAGCGGCUUUCUCUUCUAUAA